Messenger RNA from Paramuricea clavata, 219 nucleotides. Lineage: Eukaryota; Metazoa; Cnidaria; Anthozoa; Malacalcyonacea; Plexauridae. The record is from the annotation of a GenBank genome assembly.
AUGUUCGAAAUGAUUAUGAGCAAGCUGAGUAAAUUGGAUAUUAUUGAUGGCUGUAUGAUAUUGAUGGAACAAGAACUGAAGGACGUAAAAGAAUCAUUAGAAUAUGUAUAUGCUGAAGUUGAGAAGAAAGAAGAAAGAAAACACAGAGCUAUGGAAGUCAGACUUGGAGACGAAAGAAAGAUUGGCGAAAGUAGAAGAGUAGAAUUCAGCAUUAAAUAG